AUGCUUGGGAAAGCAUCAAAGCUGUACACCGCGCAACGGGGAAAACGGCAGAAGGAAGACGCGACUCGCCUCCCUCUGCGGCAGCCAGCGCUCCGCCGCCGCGCGCGAUCCAAUGGAGGAGGUGCAGGCGGCAUUGACGGCGCACCUGGACCAGGUGUCGGGCCUCGUCCAGGCGCUCUCCUCCGAGCUCCGCAGCGGGAUCGGCCCCGCCGCCGACAGCCUGCUCGCCUUCGUCCGCGCCGUCGACUGGACGGAGCCAUGGCUGAUGUGCUUGAUGGCGCUCCACGCGGGCCUGCUGCUGACGGCCGUCGGGCUGAGGAGGAAUGCCAACCUGCAGUUCUUCUUCUUGUUUCUUGCUUAUUCAGGGGUGUAUCUAGCUGAAAAGAUAAACAUCUACCUAGCAGAGCACUGGAAGGUCUUCGCCAGCCGGAAUUACUUUGACCGUGCUGGAGUUUUCAUCUCCGUUGUUUGGUCUGGCCCCCUUGUCUUCAUAUCCAUCGUCACCGUGGUUAGCUCUCUUAUUACACUAUGUCAGUUAAUGGUGAAAUGGAAGAGAGCAGAACUAAGGCAUCGGGUUCGUCUUGCUCAUGACAAAGAGGAGUGAUUUAAUAUCCUGUUGUUGAUCUUAGUCAGUGCUUGGAUCUCAGAGGGAUGCGCAGUUACCAAGUACUGUAAAUCCUUCAUCUGCUAUCAGCAUAGCAUGUAAUCUUCAGCUGCUCUUUCUUAGUAGUGUAUUUCUAUUAUUCUCUGGGGUCAUCAACUUCGGUAAUGGUUAGGUAUGCAGAAGACUAGAUAGAUGUUGUAUCUGGCUCCAUCCUUUAUUUGUAGCUAACCUGACGAUGUAAGUUUGUUCGAUAUUUGGUA
Molecule: messenger RNA, 864 nt
Organism: Triticum dicoccoides
Lineage: Eukaryota; Viridiplantae; Streptophyta; Magnoliopsida; Poales; Poaceae
Product: transmembrane protein 18-like
Exons: 4
Coding region: 113-604 (163 amino acids)
Cellular component (GO): nuclear membrane
Source: RefSeq, a predicted model, not a curated record